AUGACAAUAUCUAUCUAUCUAUCAAUCUAUCUAUCUAUCUAUCUAUCUGAGAUAUUCGCGGAAGGACCCGAUUAUAUCUAUCUAUCUAUCUAUCUAUCUAUCUAUCUAUCUAUCUAUCUAUCAUGCACAAAUAUACAUCCGAUCAUUAAACUGAAAUUACUAAUCUUAACAUUGCAACUACCAUUAUCUAUCUAUCUAUCUAUCCCUGCCCGUUUGCAACAAUAUCUGCCUUUUCUGCCUGCCUGCCUAUCUAUCUAUCUAUCUAUCUAUCUAUCUAUCUAUCUAUCUAUCUAUCAGUCUGUCUCUCGGUCUGUCUAUAUAUUAGUCAGUCUAUCUAUCUAUCUAUCUAUCUAUCUAUCUAUAAUUUGUUUAUUUGCAACUAGCUUUAUGUCUCUUCCGCUCUUCUAUUACUUCCAUUUUAGCCGAAAGCCUAUCGCGGUCUCAAUGGCUGGCUUAGAUUCAUGGCACUCUAUCUUUACAUGUUCAUUCUCAAUCAAUUUUUUUUAUCUAUCGUUUCCCUUUUACAAGAAUAUCUGCCAUUUCUGCCUGCCUAUCUAUCUAUCUAUCUCUCUAUCUAUCUAUCUAUCUAUCUUCGAUAAACAUAUACACACGUAUGCUUCUAUCUGUCUUUCUAUCUAUCUAUUUUUAUCAAUAUACAGACACAUAUGCUUCUACCUAUCUAUGAUAAAUAUAUAUACUCAUAUACUUUUAUCUAUCUAUCUAUCUAUUGCCGCCCGUUUACAGAUAUAUCAAUCUUUUCUGCCUGCCUCUCUGUCCGUCUGUCUAUCUAUCUAUCUAUCCAUUUUUUGUCAGAUUCACUGUCACUAA
Molecule: messenger RNA, 828 nt
Organism: Acanthosepion pharaonis
Lineage: Eukaryota; Metazoa; Mollusca; Cephalopoda; Sepiida; Sepiidae
Source: the annotation of a GenBank genome assembly